CUAAUCUAUACGGUCUAGACUCGAUGUGUCAAUGGAGAAGAUAUUUGGCUUGUUGGUUAUUUUUUGUCUUAUAGGACUGUAUGAGACUCGACGAGAUCCGAAAAAUGAGCCAACAGGCAGUCCACUUGAGCCUAGAAGAAGGUCCAAACACGGCAACUUCGUUCGUUGCACCCGUCGCUACACGCCCGGCCUGUGCAUGGAGCCGGUGGUGCCUGUGUGGAGCUUUGUGUUCCAGAUUCAGAAUUGCACUGAACGCCUCGGUUGUCCGGUGGACUGGCGUGGCAACAGGUUCGGUACGUACGAGGGCUGCAUGCGUAAAUGUCUGCCGCUCAUCGAAAUCUAUCUGGAGAUACUGACACAAGAUCAUAACAAUGUGUCCAGUCUGCGCAUCGGAAGAUAUUGGGGGUCGCCCAUAGGACUUAGUGUGGAUGAGCAAUCCUUUUUGGAUGAAGAUGAAGACUAUGAGGUAUUACUACGUAAGGUGACCGUGGAAGGUCCACCUCCAGAUCCGAUGGAUGACGACGCGGAUCGUAAAUUUCAGAACAUACCGGAUAUAGACUAUUAUGAUAAUGAGGAGAGAAAGGAUUACCUCGACGAGGAUUUAUUAAAAAACUAGAAAAUCUAAUAUGGAAUUUGUGGCGUGCAUUUCACAGUUACUCUCAUAGUUGCUUGAAUACUGUUAACAUACUAAUAUCUCACCUUUUUCUUCUAAUAAAGGCAGUAUAUCAUAAGCCAAAAAUAA
Danaus plexippus (monarch butterfly) is the source of this 742-nucleotide messenger RNA. RefSeq lists its product as uncharacterized. The record is from RefSeq and is a predicted model, not a curated record. Gene Ontology annotation, molecular function: serine-type endopeptidase inhibitor activity. NCBI's taxonomy places the organism in Eukaryota, Metazoa, Arthropoda, Insecta, Lepidoptera, Nymphalidae. The transcript has 5 exons. The coding region runs from base 32 to 616 and encodes 194 amino acids.